UGAAAAAACCACCUCUUCACGCAAACUUGCCAUCCCUGUGGUUUUCCGUUCACCCGUCACGCCCCCGUGCCGAUAACUAUGCCAAAUUUCUGGUGGCACCUUGACUCACUUACCGCUACCCAUUGAUGCCAUUUUCUUCCCCCUUGACCGCGUCCUCGUUGGGAAAACUGGGGUCAGCUGUGCACAGGGCCCCUGUCUCCGUGGUUACAAGACAUGCAAAACGGCAGUCCGAACGGAAUCUCCCACCAAGAUGAAUGCGUGACCCCCAAACCCGAGGCCUUCUCGACCGACCUUCCUUUGCCCAAGCAUCCAACCGAGUCGCUGACCGAUGAUUCGAUUCCUUCCGAGCUUAAAGAGAACGAAAUCACCCCCGCAACCGAUCAGCUCGAAGGUCCUCCCUCCAAGAAGCGGAAGCUUGUCGGUCCUAUUUCCUCUCGUCGCUCGACCCCCCGUGCAGCAUCACCUCCAUGGAAGAAGGCUGGUGUCGAUGGGCCAACAUCCUUCAUCCAGGAUGGGAGGCGUAAGUCCUCCCGAGUCAACGCGCUCCCCCUCGAUUUGCAGAGUCCAUCCGACAAAAGACACACGCGCAAGGCCCAGAAUAAGGCCAUAGGCAGGAAUUCUUCCAGUGCUACGAGGGGAGUCGCUUCCCUGUCGUCGAUGUCGCCGUCGCAGCCGGAGUUAAACGCGAGGUCGGUCGGGGGCAGCACCGCAGUCAAUGGCUCCCCGAGGACUACAACUAUAAGAGGGUCCGCCAGCAGGCGCCGUCGUAUCUCUCAGUCACCCGCCCCCAGGCAGCCGAACGCACGAACACGAUCCUAUAGCUCUGGCACUUGGCGCCGGACCUCGAAUAUUAGCUCUGUCGGCUCCAAUCGACCACAUCGUUCCUCUAUGAAUAACGUCUCGGUGUCAAUGGUCGACGCCGAUGAUGCGGAAUAUGAGGAUGCGGAAGAGGAUGAGUUUGGUCAGCGGGGUCCACGGCUGCGGAUCAAGGUCAAAAGGCUGCCCAUCGGCAUUCAGCAUCCAGGGCACGUCCUGGCCCCGCGGAAGUACGGCUCGUUCAAGGAAUGGUUGGAGAGUGAAGAUGGGAGAAUACGAGAUUCUUCGGUACUCACACCGGCUGGCGCGCUCGAGGAGGCCCUGAAGAGGCGUCGAAUAGCAGUAGCAGCUGAAUCGGGAGGACUCCUAAGCCCGGAGGUUUGCUCUGCAUAUCUGCCCGAGCAACAAGAGGAGCCGCCACAGCAGUAUUCGCACCAGGACCAUCUUGUCGCGCAUGCGUUGUACUUCAAGAAGCUCCUCGACCAGGAACAUAGGCGUCAUCGCAACACGGCCAGACUAUUCGCUCAGUGGUGUGCGGACGCGUGGAAGAAGCGUAACAAGGACCCGGAGGAUAUUCUACGGGAACAGCAGGAGGAGAUGCGCGGAAAGCGCAAGCAGCUGGCCAAGGACCUCCAGAAGAUGUUCGACCUAGCUCGAGCGGAGGUGGACCAGAUGCGUUUAGCACGUUGGGAGGAGGAGCGGAAAGCUGAAGACCAACAGGCUUUGGAUCGUGCGAUCAAACAAUCUACAAUGCUUUUCGAGAAGCGCCGCAUGGAGAUUCUUGGAGAAGGCGGGAGCGACGUGCCCGAUUCCAGUGAUGGGGAGCAAGAGGAUACGGAUGAGUUAUCGGAUGAUUCGGAAGAUGAAGAUAAUAUGUCAUCUACGGACUCAGAGAGUGAAGAUGAGGAGAACAUGGAUGAUGACGAAGGCUUGACUGCGGAGGAACUGCGGUUGAAAUAUGCUAACCUGCCCACCAAUAACAAUGAUUCCGAUCGCGAGUCAGUGGCUUCUGAUGCCACAGUUUUCUCCGACCGAAGUGAUACCUCGGACGUUGAUCGUGCCAUAGAUCGUGCUACCGAGUCCCUGGUUUUGUCAGCAGAGAUGCAGCCUGAGCUCGAAGAAGUGGAUCCCGUGCUCCUGGACGACAGCGAAGAAGACUCUACUGAUAUGGACGGCGAUAUGGACGACAGCGAGGACGAAGAAUCCGAAGCCGACUCUGACGCGGAGAGCGAUGGGCCUGGAUUAUUGGGUUUCUUUCCCUCCAAUGAUAUGGCACUGAACUAUAGCAGCCAACAUAGCGAUGCUGAUGAGGGCGAUGAUGGCGUGGACGUGGGCGACGACGCCGAUGGCAAAUUAACAUCAGCUGCAGAGGAUGACGACGAGGAACCGGAGGAUCCUGAUGAGGUCUCCCUCGUGCCCAAUGGACCGGCGCGAGAAAAAUCAAUACCGCAUGAUCAAACCGAAGUCCUUUCUGCUACUGACCCCGAGCCUGUGUCGGCAUCUCUUUCUGCCCCUGACUCACCCGUCAAUCCAAUCGAUGCCAAAUCCCAGUCGGUUGUUGAACGUUCCUCGGAGUCAACUCCUGUGCUUACUCCCGCCGAAAAUGAGACCCCCGAUGUCGAAAUGACAGACGUCUUUGACAAUGAAGACACAGUUCUGCCUGACGAACACGAUGAAAUAGUCCAGGAUAAGCCCCCUGAGGAGAAUGACGAUGUCCAUCACGAUGUCCACCACGAAGCCUACCAAAGCGGCGAACCCUCGAGUGAAGCAUCCCCGGGGACACUUGCCACCAAACCAUCGGAGCCCGAAUCUGUCUCAUCGUACGAAAAUCCAGAGAAACCCCCGCAGCCGAGUGAAUCUCCUGCUCCUGGAUUGAAAACGCUGGUACCGCACCUUCUCCGAGGCACUCUGCGGGAGUACCAGCAUUUUGGUCUGGAUUGGCUUGCUGGACUCUAUACAAACCACAUUAACGGCAUUCUCGCUGAUGAAAUGGGUCUUGGUAAAACAAUACAAACGAUAGCAUUGUUGGCACACUUGGCCGUGGAGCAUGAGGUUUGGGGUCCACACUUGGUCGUCGUGCCCACCAGUGUGAUUCUCAACUGGGAGAUGGAGUUCAAGAAGUGGUGUCCCGGCUUCAAAAUCAUGACCUAUUAUGGAAACCAAGAGGAGCGUCGGCAAAAGCGAAAGGGCUGGAUGGAUGAUACAAGUUGGAAUGUCUUGAUCACGUCCUACCAACUAGUCCUGCAGGAUCAGCAAGUUCUGAAGAGAAGAAGCUGGCAUUAUAUGAUCCUUGAUGAAGCGCACAACAUCAAGAACUUUCGCUCGCAGAGGUGGCAAGCCCUGCUCACGUUCAGAACCCGGGCUCGACUCCUGCUCACCGGCACACCGCUCCAAAACAACCUUACUGAGCUAUGGUCGCUACUGUUCUUUCUAAUGCCUUCCGAUGGCGAUGAAGAGGGGAUCGAAGGGUUUGCAGAUCUGAGGAAUUUCUCAGAGUGGUUCCGACGCCCUGUGGAGCAAAUUCUAGAGCAUGGCAGAGAAACGAUGGAUGAAGAAGCAAAGCGAGUGGUCACCAAGCUGCACACCGUGCUUCGACCCUACAUCUUACGUCGUCUUAAAGCCGAUGUGGAGAAGCAGAUGCCGGCCAAAUAUGAGCAUGUCGUCUAUUGCAGACUCUCGAAGCGUCAGAGAUUCCUGUAUGAUGGCUUCAUGUCCCGCGCGCAGACAAAGGAAACCCUUGCGUCUGGAAACUACCUGUCCAUCAUCAAUUGUCUUAUGCAAUUGAGGAAGGUCUGCAACCAUCCGGACCUCUUCGAGACCCGGCCCAUCUCUACGUCGUUCGCGAUGUCCCGUUCUGUGGCUACGGACUACGAGGUCAAGGACCUUCUCGUUCGCCGGCGAUUAUUGUAUGAGCACCCACUCACCAGGCUCGACCUAGACUUUCUCAACUUGGUACCCAUCUCGCGAGAAGAUAUCUCUCGGCGGUUGGCCGAUGACAGUACCAGGCUCAUGGCGUACGGCCCCUUCAAUACGCUGCGGGAACGCCAGUACCACCGCACCAACUGGCAGAUGAGCUUCAAUGGCACCACGGUGCAGUCUACCUUGGAUGCGCUCGAGAACGAGUCUCGGAAGAGGAGGAUGGCAGAGCUAGAGAGAUGUCUUUACUUCGAAUCCAAGCGUCACGGUCGCCGUCCGGUGUACGGAUCAAGUCUCAUCGACUUUCUCACGGCAGAUAGCAAGCAGCGGCCUACCUCUAACGGGCCCCUGCGAAAGCGCUCCUUGGCCGACUGGCUAUCGAGCCGGUCGUCCAUCCUCGCGUCGAUGAUCUUGUCUGUCGAAGAACGUUCUCAGGCCAUGGAUGGAUAUGUUCAGAGAUUCGCCUGCGUUACCCCUGCCGCGGUGGCGUCUGGGAUCACCGAGGCAGCCCUGACUCCCAUAGAAACCAGGUACCUUACGAAGAAAGAGCGGUUUCCGUCAUAUGACCCAUUCCAUGAGGCACAGAUGCGUCUCUCCAUCGCAUUCCCCGACAAGAGACUGCUGCAGUACGACUGCGGCAAAUUACAGAGACUCGAUAAGUUGCUUCGCGACCUCAAAGCCGGUGGCCACCGGGCCCUGAUCUUCACCCAGAUGACCAAGAUGCUCGACAUCCUGGAACAGUUCCUCAACAUCCACGGACAUCGAUACCUCCGGCUAGACGGUACUACCAAGGUCGAACAGCGUCAGAUCCUUACUGAUCGCUUCAACAACGACAACCGGAUCUUGGCAUUCAUCCUGUCCAGUCGUUCCGGUGGUCUGGGUAUCAACCUGACAGGCGCUGACACGGUCAUCUUCUACGAUCUAGACUGGAACCCCGCAAUGGACAAGCAGUGUCAGGACCGUUGCCACCGUAUCGGACAAACACGCGACGUGCAUAUCUACCGAUUUGUCUCGGAGUACACCAUUGAAUCCAACAUCCUCCGCAAGGCCAACCAGAAGCGCAUGCUCGACGAUGUCGUCAUCCAAGAAGGGGAAUUCACGACCGACUACUUCACCAAAUUAGAUGUCCGUGACAUGAUCGACACCGAAGAUGCCCUCGAGAGCCAGGACGAAGCCAGUGCAGCCAUGGACCGGGUCCUUGAGAACCGCGUCUCCGGCAGUGCCCGUGUCUUCGAGCAAGCCGAAGACAAAGAAGACAUCGACGCAGCCAAGAACGCCCAGAAGGAGUUGGAACAUGCAGAUGACGGCGACUUCGAUGACCGCACCCCUGGCCAAACUCAGGCCGGAACACCGUUGGCGACUGGGCCCACGAUCGGGCCCGAGGAAGGGACUACAACAGCGGGUGCAACUCCUGGACCGCAACUGUUGGCCUCGCCGCAGGUACACGCAGCUGACGAGCCCGUGGAUGUCGAGUCCCUGCAGCCGGGACACAUCGACAACUACCUCCUGCAGUUCAUGGAAUGGAAUAUGAAGGACGAACCGCUCGUCCUGCCAGCAGACAAAGGCAAGAAAAAGUCCAAGAAGGGUAAGGAGCAUCGUCUCCGCAAGAGACGUCGUUGAAAGAUGAGACGAGAAAUCCGGACAUGAGGGACAGGAUGAUGGAGUGUGUUAGGCUACGAAAAGGACCAAAGCAACAAGGCAGCACGUCCUAUGUAAUUCUAUUUGCAUGGUUAUUU
This is a messenger RNA of Aspergillus sclerotioniger CBS 115572, 5468 nucleotides long. RefSeq names its product putative SNF2 family helicase/ATPase (Swr1) (gene swr1). Gene Ontology annotation, molecular function: histone binding; ATP binding; ATP-dependent chromatin remodeler activity. Gene Ontology annotation, cellular component: Swr1 complex. Lineage: Eukaryota; Fungi; Ascomycota; Eurotiomycetes; Eurotiales; Aspergillaceae. The transcript has a single exon. The coding region runs from base 214 to 5352 and encodes 1712 amino acids. The record is from RefSeq and is a predicted model, not a curated record.